Molecule: messenger RNA, 1554 nt
Organism: Oncorhynchus masou masou (cherry salmon)
Lineage: Eukaryota; Metazoa; Chordata; Actinopteri; Salmoniformes; Salmonidae
Product: junctophilin-3-like
Exons: 3
Coding region: 376-1554 (392 amino acids)
Biological process (GO): regulation of synaptic plasticity
Cellular component (GO): endoplasmic reticulum membrane; plasma membrane; junctional membrane complex
Source: RefSeq, a predicted model, not a curated record
GAGGAGAGGAGGAGGAGCGCAUACAGCCGUGGGAAGCAGAAUGCUCGCCCGGCAGUAGCAUCUAGCAUCCUUAACGCCACGCCAGGCCCAGACCGAGAUCCAGACCCUGCCACCUCCAUUGACAGACAGAUGAAACCUCUCUCUCCGUCCCAGGUGAUGUUCUCUGGACCAAGCCCUGCUCUGUACAAGACGGGGAACCUGUUUUUGAUUCCAUUAUCAUUAAAAAAACAACAACAAGAAGGUAAAGGGAAAUACUAGGAGAUCUAAACCUCCAUGAUUCCAUCUCCAUCUUCGCCUCCCGGCCCUGAUCUUUCUGUGUCAACCUGAUUUUCUCUUCUUGACGUUCUGAGGAUUUUGCCUAAACCUGUUUCAUGCAUGUCCACUGGAGGCAGGUUUGACUUUGAUGAUGGGGGGUCGUACUGUGGAGGGUGGGAGCAGGGCAAGGCCCAUGGCCGGGGGGUCUGCACAGGGCCACAGGGUCAGGGGGAGUACGCCGGGGCCUGGAGCCACGGCUUCGAGGUCCUGGGUGUCUACACCUGGCCCAGCGGGAAUAGCUACCAGGGCACGUGGGCGCAGGGGAAACGCCACGGUGUGGGUGUGGAGAGCAAGGGCCGCUGGGACUACAGGGGGGAGUGGACGCAGGGCUUCAAGGGACGCUAUGGCCAACUGGAGAGCACGGUUAGCGGGGCCCGUUACGAAGGGACCUGGAGCAACGGCCUGCAGGAUGGAUACGGGACUGAGACGUACUCCGAUGGAGGUACGUUCCAGGGCCAGUGGCUGGGGGGGAUGCGGCACGGCUAUGGGGUCCGGCAGAGCGUACCAUACGGCAUGGCGGCCGUCAUCCUCUACCCGCUCCGCACGUCCAUAAACUCCCUCCGCUCCGAGCACAGCCACGGCCCCCCCACCCCGCUGGAGGACGGUGCCGGGACCGUCGUCUCGCCUGCCGACGCGGUGGUGGGGGGCGGGCUGGUCGGGAGUCCCGUGGGGAGGGGGGGCUUCGCUCUGACUGCGCCCAGCGAGGCGGACCGUCGAGGGAAGAGGAAAGGCCGUUUCCGCCAGUCGAUCCUGAGUGGUCUGAAGCUGCGUCGCUCCGAGUCCAAGAGUUCCCUGGCCAGCCAGCUGAGUAAACAGAGCUCGUUCUGCAGCGAGGCCGGCAUGAGCACCGUCUCCUCUGCAGCCUCCGACAUCCACUCCAACGCUAGCCAGGACGGCGAGCAGGGUGCUCCUGUGGAUGCCACGGUCACCGAGGCCUACGCCGGCGAGUGGCGCAGUGACCAGCGGGCGGGUUGGGGCGUGAGCCGGCGCUCCAGCGGUCUACGCUACGAGGGGGAGUGGGUGGCCAACAAGCGCCAUGGUUACGGCUGUACAACGUUCCCCGACAGCACCAAAGAGGAAGGGAAGUACAAGCAGAACGCGCUGGUCAGCGGGAAGCGGAAGAACCUGAUUCCUCUGAGAGCCAGUAAGAUCAGGGAGAAGGUGGAGCGGGCUGUGGAAGCGGCUGAGAAGGCUGCAGACAUCGCCAAGCAGAAGGCAGAGAUCGCCCUGUCCAGGUGA